AUGCCCGCCCUCGUGCUCAUCCUCCUCGCCAUCGCCUGCGGCGCGGCGUGGGCCACCUGCCUCGCCGCCGCCACGGCGCGCCUCACCGGCACGGCGGCGGCGCCUGCCGGCUUCUUCGCGAGCGCUUUCUCCCUGCUCGGCAUUCUUCUCUGCUUGGCCACCGUCUCUGGCGGCUUGGUCACCGCCGCUGGCGGCGCCGCGCUUGCUGCAUCCUCAACUGCGCUGCCAUACGCCAUGGGCGCAUUAAUGGCCUACGACCCCCUGGACCACGAGGAGGUCCUCAAUGAGAUCCACACGAAAUCGCGCAAGCUACGAAUAUCGCCAAGCACAUCUCCAUGCCACUGCCCCAAAGGCUGCGUGCCGUGGUUCAUGGCCAUUGGUGCGAGAUACAUGUAUCGAGAUGCCAUCAAAGCCAGUAUGGCUUACGUCAUAGCAGCAGUGGGCUCGCAACGCAAGGCAGCGCCUUCACUCCUGCCUCAUCUCAUCUACGAUGGCGAGCCAACAAACGUCACGGCCUGGUUGCAAGGGCAAGGGGUGGAGGUCAUAUAUCAUGAGCUGAGCUUCCUGGACAAGUUGUCGCCAGCGUCGCAGCACAGCCCCAGCGUUGGCGCCUACCUGCGGCUCGAUCUCACAGUCAACGACACCGGACCGCUUGGCGCGCAUCUACGUGGCGAGAAGAGCAGAUGCCAAUCUACAGUGUCCUACAAGCAGGUACUGUACACAGACACGGAUGUCUUGUUCUUGGGGGACAUUGGCCAGCAGAAUCUCAUUCGGCCUCGGAAGGGGGGGCUGUUUGCCAUGGGUUCUGAAGCCGUGAGAGGCUCCGCUCCCAGCAACUCCGGGGUGAUGGUGAUGGACGUGGAGCGGUUCUCGCAAAAGCGCGACGCACUUUUGCGCUUUGGGGUGGAGCACAAGUUUCACUUUCCGGCCUUAGACCAGGGUCUCCUCCUGAAGUUUUUCGAGGGAUCAAUCGACAAGCUACCCGAUGAGUGGAACUGGAAGGCGUACUGGGGCUGGCAAAAGAAGAAGAAGACAAACAUACGCAUCGCCCAUUUCCAUGGCCCGAAGCCAAGGGGGGUUUAUGGGUGGUAUUGCCUAUGCAAAUACAAGGCCUACUCUCCGGGGGAGCGCGGCCAAAGGAGACGGUUCAAAGCGUACAAAGAACUCCUUGACCAAAGCCUCUCAGCAGACGGGGGAGCACUCGCCUUUUACCUGCUCCUGGUGUGGACAAACUACUUGAGGCUGUCUGGGCAAUAUCCUUCCGACCCGAGAUUGGGCUCCGAUCAAGCAAUGUUGCGGUCCUGCCUGCUCAACAGCAAGAUGGAUCGGUGGCCACCGGGCCUAAGGGAUGAACUAGCUGCCCACUUGUUGAAGGAUGAGGAGUUGUGGGACUCCCUGGCAAAAGCCGUUCCAGUGGGGCUUUUGGAAAAGUUCUAA
Messenger RNA from Emiliania huxleyi CCMP1516, 1437 nucleotides. RefSeq lists its product as hypothetical. Lineage: Eukaryota; Haptophyta; Isochrysidales; Noelaerhabdaceae. The coding region runs from base 1 to 1437 and encodes 478 amino acids. The transcript is spliced from 5 exons. The record is from RefSeq and is a predicted model, not a curated record.